This is a messenger RNA of Fraxinus pennsylvanica, 990 nucleotides long. The record is from the annotation of a GenBank genome assembly. NCBI's taxonomy places the organism in Eukaryota, Viridiplantae, Streptophyta, Magnoliopsida, Lamiales, Oleaceae.
AUGGGAAAUUGCUUUGAAACGGCAAGGAAAUCGGCGGCGGAGAUUGCGCCGUCAGAGUUGAUUAAGGGCUCUCCGGUCAUCAAACUCUACGGCCCACCGAACAGUAUUGCGACCUCAUACAUUCGAUUUGCUCUCCUUCACAAGCCGGUUUCUCUCCAAUUCAUCCCCUCUGAGACCCACGAAACGCCGGUACUGAUUUUCCAAUCCGAAGUCGUUACCGGCUCCGUCGAGACAAUGCUCCGUUACUUGGACGGAAAAUUUCCCGACCCGCCAUUGACAAUUAGUACUAGCAACAAUGUUGGGGGGUGGUACGGCGGAACGACGCCCAUGGUAGUGUGGGUGGUGGUGUUGCAGCACCGGAGUUUGAUGUGGCAUCUGGAGAGGAUGGUAAGGUGGGCGGAGGACUUGUCGGCGCGUGGAGGGAAAGCGCGUGGAGAUCCGGCAAUGGGGAGUCCAAGAAUGGAGGUGAAAAAAUUUGGGAGAAAUUAUUCACAGUUGCUUCAGAUGUUGCUUGAGCAUGCCCAAAUGGAAGAGAAAGUCGUCUUUCCAAUCUUGGAAUCUGCAGAUCGAGGAUUGUCCAAAGUUGCAAACGAGGAACAUGCUAGAGACCUACCUUUAAUGAAUGGUAUCAAAGAAGACAUUAAAUCCAUUGGAGUUUUGGAUUCAGGGAGCCCUGUGUACCUAGAGUUCCUCUCCAACCUUUCUGCGCGGCUCAAAAAAUUAAAGGACCAUUGCAACGAACACUUUGAGGAGGAGGAGAAAGAGCUAUUGCCAUUGAUGGAGGCAGUGGAGUUGAGUAAAUUGCAACAAGAGAAAGUAAUGCAGCAAUGCAUGGAUGUGAUGCGUGAAACUCACUCGCACCUAUUUCGCUUUUUUAUGGAAGGUCUCCGGCCGCUGGAUGCCAUGCAGUACUUGGACAUGAUUAAGAGAUAUUGUGACAACGUUCGUGUAUCGUUGAUGCUCCAUAUGAUUGUUGAUGCUCCACAUUGA